ACCCGAUAACUACCCGAUCAGGUUGGAUGAGCCGAAGCUGGAUGUUAAGAGUAAGGAUGAAAUGCGAGUACCCCCGCUUCUCAAAUUCAUGACAGAAACCAAUAGUCAUUGAUUGAUAUGUAUCAAUUGAUAUGUAUCAUUCAUUCAUGCUUGUCAUAUUACCAACAUUACCAACAUUACCAACAUUACCAACCUCUCCAUCAUCCGCGAGUGGACUACCUUUUCUAGAAAUUCUAGUAUCGUCCCAAGCCUGUGGGAGAGAGAGGUGCAUAUCCUGUGUCCGGGUUUGCCGAUAUAAACAUCCAUGUACCCCCAGAGACUCUUCCUCACCGCCAGAGUUUGGAAUUCAAGACAGGCGACACAUGUCAUUUUUUAUGAAAAUCUUACACCCUAGACAAUCCACUUCUUUUUCCCAGUAGCUGCUCGGCAGGCUGUCUUUCACGGGUCAAAGAUAGUAACGGUACCCCGCAGGUAUUGGAGAAUAUUUAUUUGAUUGGUUGAAGAUGUCAAUAGAACCCAGAAUGCUGGCUUUGGGAUCUGGGGGUCCUUGGGCACUGCCGGCUCUUCCAU
Daldinia loculata is the source of this 570-nucleotide messenger RNA. RefSeq lists its product as uncharacterized. The record is from RefSeq and is a predicted model, not a curated record. The coding region runs from base 132 to 419 and encodes 95 amino acids. The transcript is spliced from 2 exons. Lineage: Eukaryota; Fungi; Ascomycota; Sordariomycetes; Xylariales; Hypoxylaceae.